Molecule: messenger RNA, 1519 nt
Organism: Lathyrus oleraceus (garden pea)
Lineage: Eukaryota; Viridiplantae; Streptophyta; Magnoliopsida; Fabales; Fabaceae
Product: BOI-related E3 ubiquitin-protein ligase 1
Exons: 4
Coding region: 189-1274 (361 amino acids)
Molecular function (GO): ubiquitin-protein transferase activity
Source: RefSeq, a predicted model, not a curated record
UAUAGGUGUAAGUGUAAGGUAGAAUAAGUAGUUGUAAAGAAAAGGCAAUUAAGUAGAGGAACAAGAGAAAAAAGAGAAAGAGGUUGCAGAAUAUUAAGGUGUCUCUCUUGGACUGAUUCUCUUCAAUCAAUACCAUAUAUCUCCAUCCAUUCCUCAAACAACAACAACAACAAUAACAAUUGUUCAUCAUGGCUGUUCAAGCUCAAUAUCCUUCCAAUGUUCUUCUUCUAAACAACAACAACAAUAACAGUAGAAAUGUUCAAGAAGGACAUGAAUACUCUUUACCGGCACAAUCACCCGGAGCAGCAUUAGGACUAGCACUUCUCGAUCAAACUCAUCAUCAUCAUCAUCAUCCACAUAUCCUAUGCAACAACAAUAACAACACCAGUACUAAUUCUCCUCGCAAGCGAGGAAGAGAAACAUCAGGAACAUCACCUAAUGAUCUUAUAAAUCAUUUCUCUUUACAAUCUCAACCUUCUCAGAUUAUUCAUCUUUCUCAACUCCAUAAUCAUCAACAACAACAACAACAACAAAAUGUAGUCUCUACUGGCCUUCGAUUAUCAUUUGAUGAUCAACAACAUCAACAGCAACAAAGAUUACAGUUACAACUUCAUCAAUAUCAAUCUCAACAACAGCAACACCAACAAGUUUGUCACUCCUCAACUUUCUUGUCUCUAUUAUCACAAGGACUUGUUUCUCAAAUCAAACAACAACGUGAUGAACUAGACCAAUUCAUUCAAGCACAGGGAGAGAAUCUGCGGCGGACAUUGACGGAGAAGAGACAGAGACAUUACCGGGAGCUUCUAACCACGGCGGAGGAAGCCGUAUCGCAACGCCUAAGAGAGAAAGAAGCCGAGGUAGCAAAAGCCACGCGCAAAAACGCCGAGUUAGAAGCGCGUGCGGCACAGCUAACCAUGGAAGCCCAAGUCUGGCAGGCGAAAGCCCGGGCCCAGGAAGCCGCGGCAGCCUCUCUCCAAGCCAAGCUGCAACAGACAAUAAUGUGCCAAACCGGAGACGACGCCGGCGGAGGCGGCGUCUCCUGCGCCGUGGAAGGACAGGCUUCGGAUGCCGAAUCGGCUUACAUCGAUCCAGACAGAGUGGUUGUUGUUGCGGAGGCGCGUGGGAAAUGUAGAGCGUGUUUAAAGCGCGUGGCGACGGUGGUUGUUUUGCCUUGUCGGCAUUUGUGCAUAUGUAGAGAAUGCGAUGCGCAUUACAGUGCUUGCCCUGUUUGCCUUACUCUCAAGAAUUCAACCGUUGAGGUCUUUCUCUCUUAGCAACAAAAAUAAAUAAUAAUUUUCUUUAUUUACUUAAAUAAUUUAAUUACCAAUGUCCAUAGAGUAUUAUCUUUUUUUCAAUUCUAUCUUUAAAAAAAAAAUAUAAAUAAAAUUACAUUUUUGUUUCUUUAUUUAAAUGAAAUCUACAUUACCAAUUAGAAAUUAUUUGGUUUUAGUAGUUUUUCAUUUACCUUUGGUUAAUUAAUGUACAUGACCAUAUGAGUAACAAGAGGUUAUUUCUUCUA